GGCUUUUGCCAUUUUUUUCCAUCGCUCUCCCCUCUCUCCUCUCCUCUCUCUCCAUCCUCAUACACACACACAUACACACUCUCUCUUUUCUCCGCUCUUCUUUCUCAAAAAAGCCAUGAAGGCGAUCCUGCGAUCCAUCUUCGCCUCCGCGCCAUCUUUGUAUUAUUUCUAAUUAGUUUUAAUUUUUUUUCCCCUCCUAAAUUAUUUUUGUUGUGAUUGUGUGUGGAUGACGAAGGCGCCGGACGAAGACAUUCUUUUGCCCCACCGGAGUCUCCUAUGUGUAACCCCGGCGCUUCCCGAUGUGAUCCGCACUGAGCGCCGCCGCCAGCCACCAUGUCUCGCCGCAAGCAAGGCAAACCUCAGCACUUAAGUAAACGGGAUUUCUCGCCAGCCGACCCCCUUUCCACGGCAGUCGUCUCCUCGGAGGAGUUGUCGGAGCGUUGCUCGGAGCACUCGGAGGGGAGCGGCAGUCUCAACGGCCACCGCCCAGGCUCUACCUUAGGCCGGCUAUCGCGGCUGGGUCAUGACCCUCACCAUUCAUCGGAACAGGACCUGCUGACCUGCGGCCAGUGCCAGGCCACGUUCCCCUUGGCGGACAUCCUGCUCUUUAUCGAGCACAAGAGGAAGCGAUGUCACGGUCCUCCGUGUCUGACGGUGGGCCGAGGACUGGACAAGCCUCCCUCCCCUUCCCCGGGCCUAGCUCUGACCCCGUCUCCCGCCUUGAGCUCCCUGCGCAGCCGAAGGCCCGUGGAGGUCGGCAUCCAGGCCACGCUGGCGGAUGACGACGACGAUCGCUUCUCGUCACCUCGGGGAAUCUUCCCCAAACAGGAGCUCCUCCCAGGCAAAGAAGAACCGACAACCUACACGUGCACUACAUGCAAACAGUCAUAUGGCAGUGCCUGGUUCCUGCUGCAGCACGCCCAGAACUCCCACGGUUUUCGUAUCUACCUGGAGAGUGAACACGGAAGUCCUCUCACCCCACGAAUGGGUGGACCUUCAGUCCUGGGUGGGGGCGCAGAUUGCCCUUCUCAUCCUCCCCUUCACGGUCUCCAUCUGCCACCUGAUGCAAGCCCUUUCAAUCUCCUCCGAAUCCCCGGCUCGGGCUCAGGAGGAAGGGACAGUGUGGGAGCAGGAAGUACACUGGGGGUUGGCGGUGGGCUCCAUCAUCAGCGUUUUCCUCCCACGCCACCUAUCUUCAGCCCCCCUCCCAGGAACCAUCUGGACCCCCACCACCUGAGCCCGGAGGAACUGGCGCUGGCAGCCCACCACCCGAGUGCCUUUGACAGGGUGCUGCGCCUCAAUCCUCCCCUUCCCAUGGAGCCCCCUCCAACAAUGGACUUCUCACGGCGGCUACGGGAGCUGGCGGGUAACACCUCAGGAUCCACUCCCCCUCUAUCACCCAGCCGGCCUGGCCCCAUGCAGCGCUUACUCCAGCCAUUCCAGACAACAAUGGGAAGCAUAGGCUCAGGAGGUGGAGGUGGCAACAAAACUCCAUACCUUGCAACUCCACCUCCUCUGUCAGGCUCCAUGCAGUCCCCAGUGGGCUCUCAGACCACUCCUCCCACUCCCCUUCCCACUGCAGGUGCAACACCCUCGACCAACACUCCCCUGAAAUCAAAGUGUUGUGAGUUUUGUGGCAAAGCGUUCAAGUUUCAAAGUAAUCUAAUAGUGCACCGGCGCAGCCACACGGGAGAAAAGCCGUACAAAUGCCAUUUGUGUGACCAUGCCUGCACACAGGCGAGUAAAUUGAAGCGCCAUAUGAAAACUCACAUGCACAAAUCCUCCUCGCCAAACACAGGCAAAUCUGAAGAUGGACUUUCGACCGCCUCCUCUCCAGAGCCUGGCACUAGUGAACACAUAGGCAGUGCGAGUAAUGCCCUUAAGUCAGUGGUGGCCAAGCUGAAAUGUGAAAAUAACAGAAUGCUACGCGAGAACGGAGAGGAAGAGGAGGAAGAGGAGGAAGAAGAAGAGGAGGAAGAGGAAGAGGAGGAGGAAGAAGAAGAAGAAGGAGAGGAGGAAGAAAUGCAGAAUGGUGAGAGGGCAGCAAGGCGAAAUAACAGCUACCACUUUGGCUUGAACCUUGAAGCCCCACGUCAGCAUGAAAACAACGGCGGUAUCGGAACCCGACUGGGAGGAAUGACUGAUGAGGGGUCCAUUCCACGUUCGCUCCCUGAAGUCAUGCAGGGAAUGGGUCUUGCCGCGAGCAUGCAACAUUUCAGCGAAGCCCUCAAUGCACACAAAAGGAACGCAAUCGCCCAGGAGAACCACCUCCAGAACCACCUUAACAGAGGACACCCGCAAAAUCGGGAGAUGUGUGAUUCUAACUCAGUACCAGAAACAAAUCGUGGCGAGGAGGGCUCGCUCUCAACCGUCAAUGGACGUGGAGCAUCUCCUAAUGAAUCUGCCUCUGUCUGCCUUUCAAAAAAACUUCUUUUGGGUAGCCCAAGUCCGCUAAGUCCUUUUUCCAAACGCAUCAAGCUGGAAAAAGAAUUUGACCUCCCCACUCCCACAAUCCCAAACACGGAGAACGUCUAUUCACAGUGGCUUGCUGGCUACGCUGCUUCUCGACAGCUCAAGGAUCCUUUUCUGAACUUUGGAGAUUCAAGACAAUCGCCCUUCGCCUCUUCAUCCGAGCAUUCCUCAGAGAAUGGCAGUCUGCGAUUCUCAACUCCCCCGGGGGAACUCGAAUGCGGGAUGUCAGGUCGCAGCGGUACAGGAAGCGGGGGAAGCACACCUCAUCUCGGCGGUCCCGGCCGGCCUAGCUCCAAGGACGGUCGAAGGAGUGACACUUGUGAAUACUGUGGCAAGGUAUUCAAGAACUGUAGUAAUCUGACUGUGCACCGGCGCAGCCAUACGGGGGAAAGGCCAUACAAGUGUGAGCUGUGCAAUUACGCUUGUGCCCAGAGCUCCAAACUUACUCGUCACAUGAAGACCCAUGGUCAGGUGGGGAAGGAUGUGUACAAGUGUGAAAUCUGUCAGAUGCCCUUCAGUGUCUAUAGCACCUUGGAGAAACACAUGAAAAAAUGGCACAGUGACCGUCCGUUGAGUACCGAAAUAAAGUCAGAGUAGAAGGCCGAACAAUAGGACCUUUCCCCCACAGCUGUCUGCCACUCGAUCCCUGUUUAUUCCAAAACUCUUGCCGUUUUUGCCCCAACCCCAAAACUCCACUUUAACCAGGCUGGUGGAAAGUUUAAGACCAUUUGCUCUGCACCAGCAGACCCCGUGUCCAUUACCCAUUGAAUGCAUGAUCUGUAUCGGGGCAAUACUCUUGCAUCGAGGCAAAACUUCGAGCCUUUUUCUUGUGCAAUAAAUUACAUGUUGUGUACAAUUUAAUUUCGGCAGUUUUCCGUUUUCAUUUCGAAGAAUUUGUCAGCAUGCAUAGUAUGUUUUUGUUCAUCAAAAACAAAAAAGACAUGAAAAAAAAACAAACAAAAGAACUUGUCCCUGGUUAGUUACUUGUUUAGUAAAUGUGUUGCUGUUUUUCUCUUGUUCUGUUUGUUUUUCUUCUUUUUAUUCCUCAAAAAGAGAAAAGACAAGAAAGAUACAGUAUACCCAUGCUGCAUAUACCCUGUAACACAUAUCAUGUACAGUUUUGUGUUGUUACAUGGGAAAUAACCCACUUCUGGAACCCCUGGAAAUGCACUUAUCCGGAUCUUUCUAAAAGAUGCCAUGUUCACACAGGGUUUAAAAAAAAAUACUGCAUUGGUUGGAAGGCUAAAAUAAAUUUCAAUAACACAAGGGUGUGCAAAGACUUCAAAUUGUACUAUCAUUUGGUAGAGUAAGAAAGAGUGCCUUUGAUAUCGUAAAACUACAUUGGCCAUAUUCUUAUCUGGAAUAAGUUUGGGGGCCACACGAGGCUGUUGAAACCACCAAGUAAGGGUCCUUGCAUCAAGCACCUGCCUGCCCCGGUGGACUGUGACACCUCAUAAUCAAAGAUUCAGUUUCUCGUAAUGACCAUUUAGCUACCUAGUACAUGUUCAAUGAGCUUACAGUGGUAUGAAAAAGUAUCUGAACAUUUUGGAAUUUCUCACAUUUCUGCAUAGAAUCACCAUUGAAUGUGAUCUGAUCUUUGUCAAAAUCACACACAUGAAAAAACUGUCUGUUUUAACUAAAACCACCCAAACAUUUAUAGGUUUUCAUAUUUUAAUGAGGAUAGUAUGGUAACAAUCACAUCAGGGUGAAAAUUAGCAAGUGAAACAUCAUAUUUGAUAUUUUGUGGGCCCCUCCUUGGCAGCAAUAGCUUGAACCAGGUGCUUCCUGGAGCUGCAGCUCAGUCUAACAUAUUGAUCAGGACUAAUAUUGGCCCAUUCUUUUCUACAAAACUGCUGUAGUUCAGUCAGAUCCCUGGGAUGUCUGGCAUGAAUCGCUGUCUUUAGGUCAUGCCACAGCAUCUCAAUCGAGUUCAAGUCUGGACUUUGACUUGGCCACUCCAGAACGUGUAUUUUGUUCUUCUGAAACCAUUCUUUAGUUGAUUUACUUCUGUUUUUUUUGUUUUUGUUUUUUUCAGCAUCCAUCCUCAUUUUAGCUUCAACUGUCUAACAAACGGCCUCAGGUUUUCCUGCAAAACAUCCUGUUAAACUUUUGAAUUCAUUCUUCCAUUAAGUUGUCCAGGCAGCAAAACAGCCCCAAAUCAUGAUGCUCCCUCCACCAUGCUUCACAGUGGGGUUGAGGUGUUGAUGUUGGUGAGCUGUUCCAUUUUUCCUCUACACAUGAAGUUUUGUGUUACUCCCAAACAAUUCAACUUUGGUUUCAUCAGACCACAACAUAUUUUGCCAAAAUGUCUCUGGAGUGUCCAAGUGCCUUUUUGCGAACAUUAAACAAGCAACAAUGUUUUUUUUUUUUUUUUAGACAGCAGUGACUUCCUCCGUAGAAUCCUCCCAUGAACACCAUUCUUGGCCAUAGUUUUUUAUACUGGACUGUCUCAGAAAA
This is a messenger RNA of Corythoichthys intestinalis (scribbled pipefish), 4929 nucleotides long. RefSeq names its product BCL11 transcription factor A a (gene bcl11aa). Gene Ontology annotation, biological process: regulation of transcription by RNA polymerase II; negative regulation of dendrite development. The transcript has 3 exons. The coding region runs from base 334 to 3069 and encodes 911 amino acids. NCBI's taxonomy places the organism in Eukaryota, Metazoa, Chordata, Actinopteri, Syngnathiformes, Syngnathidae. The record is from RefSeq and is a predicted model, not a curated record. Gene Ontology annotation, molecular function: RNA polymerase II cis-regulatory region sequence-specific DNA binding; DNA-binding transcription factor activity. Gene Ontology annotation, cellular component: nucleus.